Molecule: messenger RNA, 1289 nt
Organism: Coturnix japonica (Japanese quail)
Lineage: Eukaryota; Metazoa; Chordata; Aves; Galliformes; Phasianidae
Source: RefSeq, a predicted model, not a curated record
GCGACGGGCCGGGAUGCGGGGAGCCUCGGCCGGCGGCUCCCCGGAGAGGGAGAUGGGGGCGGGAGAGCGGCUGCGGGGCCCGGGCCGGGGCAAGCGGGUCCGGUUCCUCACGCCUCACACCACCAUCGAGGUGCCGUCGUGCCGCGACGAGGAGCAGCUCUUCUACCGGCGCCUGGACGCGCUCGGGGCGCUGGGACCCGACGGCUUCGCGCCGCUCUUCGCCGCCGAGGGCUGGAGCGAGGUGACGGCGGACCGGCUGCUGCGGAAGCGCGUGGUGCGGGACGGGACGGGCGGCGCCCCGGAACCGGGCCAGGAGGUGUCGGUGAAGGUGCUGGGAGCGCUGCAGGACGGCGCCGUGGUGGAGCGGGACCCGCGGCUCAGCUUCGUGCCGGGACAGGGCGACGUCGUGCAGGCGCUGGAGCUCGGCGUCCCCACCAUGCGGACGGGGGAGGUCUGCUUCUUCCUCGCCGCCUCCCCCUACGGCUACGGCCCCGCGGGCAGGGAGCCCGACGUGCCGCCCGAGGCGCCGCUGCUGUUCGAGGUGACGCUGCUGGACGCGCGCGACGGCCCCGACCCGCAGCGGCUGCCGCCCGCCGCCCGGAUCCGGCUGGGGGCGCAGAAACGGGAGCGCGGGAACGUCCACUUCGCGCGGGGCGACUUCGCGGCGGCGCUGCGCUCGUACCGGCUGGCGCUGAGCGCCCUCGAAGGAGCCGGCGACGAGCGGCCGGACGGGACCGGAACCGGAACCGGAACCGAGCGCGGCGGCGCCGACCGCCCCGGGCCGCACGAGGAGGAGCUGCGGGAGCAGCGCGUCAAGUGCCUCAACAACUGCGCGGCGGCGGCGCGGCGGCUCCGGAGGAGCGGGGAGGCGCUGGCGGCGGUGGAGGCGGCGCUGCUGCUCAGCCCCGAUAACGGCACCGCGCUGCUGCGCCGGGGACAGCUGCUGGCGGAGGAAGGACGCGACGAGGAGGCGGCGGGUGCGCUCAGGAGGGCGCUGGAGCUGGACCCGGCCAGCAAGCCGGUGCACGCGGAGCUGUCCCGCCUGGCCAAGCGCCGCUCCCGCCCCGCCGAGGAGCCCCGGGACCGGCCGCCGCCGCCGAACCCCGGGUGCGUGUGAUCCCGCCCCGCCCGGCCGCACUCGUCGCUCCCGGUCGCUCUGCCCGCACGGUUGACCCGGUUCCGUCCCGCUCCCCCCCCCUUCCCGCUUCCCCCCCUCCCCGCGUUUCCUCGCGCCUGCGCCGUAGCUCCCGGCAUCGCCCCCGCGGGCGGAACGGCGGCCGUAGCCCGCG